UCUUCAUUCCCUAUCAUUCAAGACCGACUUAUGUGAAACGGGCCACAUCAAGCAACGCUCUCGGAUUGAAGCAACCUGACGAAAACAACCCUCCGAUUCUAUAAAGUCGACCUUCUCCCUUUUUAUUUGCCAACCCCAUUUACUGCAACGACCUUGAUUUUGUAGCUAGCGAGCGAGCAACCUUUGUGUCCCACGAAACAAAACCCCCCGACGAGAAGCAUUUAGCGCCCGACCGGAGCAGAGCUCCUUACCCCAACCCAACACCGUCCGACAGACGACGUCGGAAAUAGCCUCGUCGUCUAUUUUCCCCGCCUCGCAGGAUCCUCGCGGCGAGGAACAGCAGGCACGAUGUCAUCUUGGUACUCGAGGAUCCUCACCAACACCACGUCGCAGAUCUCGAACCUGCAGAGUCGAUUGUUGCAGAGCGAAAAUGACGGCGAUACCGAAGACGACACCCACGUCUGCAGAGUGCUGAGAGGCUACUACACGGAGAAAGGCCGACCCUUCCCAGGCUGGCUGCCGCCCGACCCAAAGGCACCGCCGCCAGUGACCCCGGUAUACGCCCAACCAGCCCAGCAAGUCGGCUCGCGAUACGGUGGUCUACAGCAGCCACAGCAGCCCGGCCCUGCCACGGGACUGAGCUCGCUCUGGGACAACAACGCGGCAGCGGCGCAGCCCAGGCAAGACGCCAUGAGCCUGCGACAGGGCCGCGGGGCCCCGCCGCCGAUGCGAGGCGGAGAACAGCCCACGCGAUUGAGCCCCUUUGCCCGCGCCGGCGACUCGGGUCGAGAAGAGGUGCAGGCCCGACCUCUGCCCAGCCAGCGAGCGGGCAGCUACCAGCAGAGCGCCGCGUACGGACGAGACGCGACGAGCACGCCGCCGGGCAGCUCAGCGGGCGGUUCGGCACAAGAUCGGCUCAAGCAGCGACUUUGGGGUGGUUCGAGAACAGCAAGCCCAUCUUCUGGCGCAGGAGGCCAAGGACCGUUCCAACCACCAGCAGGCAGAGGAGGAAGCGGCGGCGGCGGCGGCGGCAAUGCUGAUUACGAGGACAGGUUCGCUCCGGGCGGCAUGUACGACGGAGGGAAUGGAGGCGGAGGCGGAGGCGGAGGCAGGCCCUUCAUGGCUUCCAAUUCUCCAUGGUCUAACAACGAGCCUGACUAUGGCGGCGGCGGCGGCGGUGGACGGACGGGAUUGCCUAACGGGCCCAGGCGGCAAGGUCUCCCAAGCGGUCCUCGGAUGCGAUGAGAUGGUGGACGACUUGUCGUCGGACGGGUGCGGAAGCAGAGCUGAGGCACACACAUACACAUACACACAAUACACCGACUAAUGACUGCUCAUUCGGAACUAUUAAACGUGCAUGGUGGAUUACGUGAUGUCUUUGGCUGGAUAAAAUGACAGGUCGUAUAGAGGCUCUUGAUUUUCCAUCGUCAGGAAGUGCCUCUACUAGUUAUCAUCCCUUCCGUUUGUUGCUUUGCCUUAUUCUCUUAUUCUCCUCUUCUUCUUCUUUGUAUUUAUUUAUUCAACAUCUUUUUGUGUUACAAAACUCCACAACGCACGGCGCAAGUACUAUGUAGUGUAUGUGUGUAUUGGUUGUUGUUGUUGAGCAAGGCUCCGUUUGGGCAUCAACACGAGGCCGAAUGUCGAGUCU
Messenger RNA from Colletotrichum destructivum, 1648 nucleotides. Its product is annotated as Putative mso1 domain-containing protein. The transcript has a single exon. Bases 349 to 1245 code for a protein of 298 amino acids. The record is from RefSeq and is a predicted model, not a curated record. Lineage: Eukaryota; Fungi; Ascomycota; Sordariomycetes; Glomerellales; Glomerellaceae.